UUUCUUCUCCGCUUCGAUCUGAGCAAAAUCCCUGCACACCGCCGCCGUCGUCGUCUCUCCCUUUUCCGCCGGCAAAAAUGGGUCGUGUUCGUACCAAAACCGUUAAGAAAUCAUCCCGCUUAGUUAUCGAGCGCUAUUACUCCAAAAUGACACUCGAUUUCCACACCAACAAGAAGAUUCUUGAAGAAGUUGCCAUCAUUCCAUCGAAGCGCCUCCGGAACAAGAUCGCCGGAUUCUCAACUCACCUGAUGAAGCGCAUCCAGAAGGGACCAGUCAGAGGCAUUUCGCUCAAGCUACAAGAGGAAGAGAGAGAACGCCGUAUGGACUUUGUUCCCGAUGAAUCCGCCAUUAAAACCGAUCGCAUCGAGGUCGACAAGGAGACAAUUGACUUGCUUGCAUCUCUCGGCAUGAGCGAGCUUCCUGGAAUUGUGCUCAAGGAGGAUACUCCGAUGAUUUCCACUUCGAUUCCGGGGGGAUUCGGUGGUGGUCGCGGUGGAUAUGGUGGUGGAGCUGGGAGAAGGUACUGAGUUCGAAUUUCUAGGUUUAAUUUUGGGUUCUUCAUAUGAAUUACGGUUUUGUAACGGUUUUAAGGCAAAAUCUAUGCACUAUGUUUUUCUGGGAUUUCCCUUGAAUAUCAUUUCGCUUUUGGUCCAAAUUUGUCUUAAGUUUUAU
Messenger RNA from Cynara cardunculus var. scolymus (artichoke), 672 nucleotides. Its product is annotated as 40S ribosomal protein S17-like. The record is from RefSeq and is a predicted model, not a curated record. The transcript has a single exon. NCBI's taxonomy places the organism in Eukaryota, Viridiplantae, Streptophyta, Magnoliopsida, Asterales, Asteraceae. Gene Ontology annotation, biological process: translation. Bases 78 to 527 code for a protein of 149 amino acids. Gene Ontology annotation, molecular function: structural constituent of ribosome. Gene Ontology annotation, cellular component: ribosome.